AAAUAAAAAAAAAAAAAAAGAAAAGAAAGGAGUCGGUGAUCACACGUGGUUGUUACAUAAUCUACAAACAAACAUCAACAACGGACCACUGUCUGGUCGAUUGUGCUAUUUGGAAUCUGCCAUCGAGUGAUAUUUCAACCACUGCUGUAUUUUCGCGUCUCAUUCGUUAUGGCAGCAAGGAAACUACAAACCGAAAUCGACCGCACAUUAAAGAAGGUUGCUGAGGGUGUCGAGUUGUUUGAGAGCAUCUACGAGAAGAUGCAGUCCUCAACAAACCAAACACAGAAGGAGAAACUGGAGACUGACCUGAAGACGCAAAUAAAGAAACUUCAGCGCCUACGAGACCAAAUCAAAUCAUGGGUAGCAUCCAACGACAUAAAGGACAAGUCAGCGCUACUGGAGAACAGAAGACUGAUAGAAACCCAAAUGGAGAAGUUCAAAGCAUGCGAGAAGGAAAUGAAGACAAAGGCUUUCUCUAAAGAGGGUUUGACGCAGUCCGCUAAGCUGGAUCCAAAAGCGCAGGAGAAAAUGGAGGUUACAUCUUGGCUGCAGCAAACUGUCGAGGACCUCACCCUCCAGGUGGAGCAGGCAGAAGCAGAGAUUGAAGCUCUCCAUGGGAGCGGAAAGAAGAAGGGGAAGGGCCAGUCAGCGGCUUCAAGUCGAUUAGAGGAGUUGGAACACUUGAACGAGCGGCGAAAAUGGCAUAUCAACAGGCUGGAGCUCAUCCUACGUCUCCUUGACAAUGGCUCGUUAUCAACAGAACAAGUGCUUGGUCUCAAAGAGGAUGUCAUCUACUUCGUCGAGAAUAACAUGGAGGAAAACUUCGAGGACGAUGAGGGCAUAUAUGACGAGCUCAAUUUAGGCGAGGAGGAAGAGAAAUUCGGCCUAGCUAAUGACGACGAUGACGGUAGCGAUGACUCUGAAAGUGCAAGCGAAGACCACCCACAGCGUACGCCCAAGAAGCAUGACAAAGACGAUGAGAGUGUUUCAAAUCCCAAACGAGAGGAAAGUCCUAUACAAAAGAAGUCUGGCCUGCAGCUGCGAAAACCCUCUAUAGUGGCAGAAAAAGCACCCAAGCCUCCGCCAAACCCAAAUUUUGCGCAGCAACCGAUGUCGAGCAUUCUCAAGGUAGGGCUACCUUCGGCACCGCGUCCACCAGCUGCGCUUCCUGCUAUUCGGUAUGCCACUGCAGCUGCUGCCGCAGUAUCGUCAGGACCCUCGGCAAGCGCACCGUCGGCGUCAUCUGGUUCGCAAGCACCCUCAGGUGCCGUGUCGAGCUCUUUAUCAGCAACACCGGCCACGCCAACAGCCCCAUCAAUAGUGCAGUCGACGUCCCAGAGCAUGAUACAAGAUUCGCAGUUGACAUCUUCUCCAAGUCUGACCCAUCCAUCUGUCACAAGCCCGAUGUUGUCUUCUGCGUCUGCGUCGCAUCAACCUGACGGCUCUUUCUACUCUGGACAAGACUCACCCGCAAUAUCCGAAGCCGUCCCAAGCUCAGUGAGUUGUCCACCAGCAUCGUCAUCACCACAUCGUAUGUAUCACAAAGAUACUAUUGCAUCACCUGUCCUGUCCACGAUUACCUCGGCUGUUGCGCAACAAGUGGCCUCAUCGGAAACGCAACAACCUCCGCAGCAACAGCAGCCUCUGGCGAAUGGAUCAUCUCAAGUGGGCCAAACACCUGCUGUACAACAGCCACAACCUGCUGCUCCAUCUCCACUUCCUCAACAGGCGCAACAACUACUGUCGUCGGGCACUCCAACGACCAACAGUACACCAUCAGUCAUGCAACCACCGCAAUAUCCACCAGGAGUGCGGGUACCUCAAUCGUUGGAGCAGCAACCAGCAUUACAAAGUCAACAGGGACAACAGGCACCAGGCAUGCAGAGACCUCCCUCGGCGGUCCCUUCCCAUCCACAGGCACCCUCGCGACCCUCAGCAUCUGCGUUUCCGGGUUCUUUGUCGGACCUUGUUGCAUCAUUCGAGACGGUUAAACAGAAGGCACCCCAUCGUAUGACUAAUCUGGGCGAAGUGCACAAGCUCUUGGAAGGUGGCUACUCGAAUGCGCCUCAACCCACGGACACCGAGCGAGCCAAAUAUUACGUGCCGCGGUAUCCGUUCAGUACGCCAUCUUUCUAUCCUCAGACGCCGCAUCCAGUGGUCAGCUCGCCAGCACUGUUUCAACACAUCGAUGUGGAGACGCUAUUCUAUGUAUUCUACUACUUGCCAGGCACCUACCAACAAUACCUCGCUGCAAGGGAACUGAAACGCCAAUCCUGGCGAUUCCACAUCAAAUACCUAACGUGGUUCCAGCGACACUCCGAACCACAGGCCAUUACGGAGGAGUACGAGCAAGGAGUUUAUGUAUACUUCGACUGGGAAGGUUCAUGGUGCCAGCGAAAGAAAAGCGACUUCCGCUUUGAGUACCGUUACCUUUCUGAGGAUUAAACGCCUUUCUUUUUUUUUCUUUUCUCCCAGCUGCAGAUCUCCCAGCAACCACCACAGACGUUGCGCCCUUCGUUUUCACUUUCCAAAUGUGUUCUACCGUUCCAGUUCUUUUUUAACUAUUGAUCGCGCCCUCUCAAUGUAAUCACGGCGCAGGACGGUUUCUUUUUCCUUUUGCCAGUUAUUGAAUAGUCUUGCUGGGUAAUCCAACGCCGGAUUGGAAGGAA
Molecule: messenger RNA, 2669 nt
Organism: Pisolithus orientalis
Lineage: Eukaryota; Fungi; Basidiomycota; Agaricomycetes; Boletales; Pisolithaceae
Product: Not1 N-terminal domain, CCR4-Not complex component-domain-containing protein
Exons: 12
Coding region: 169-2445 (758 amino acids)
Biological process (GO): nuclear-transcribed mRNA poly(A) tail shortening; regulation of DNA-templated transcription
Cellular component (GO): CCR4-NOT core complex; P-body; nucleus
Source: RefSeq, a predicted model, not a curated record